Molecule: messenger RNA, 735 nt
Organism: Fulvia fulva
Lineage: Eukaryota; Fungi; Ascomycota; Dothideomycetes; Mycosphaerellales; Mycosphaerellaceae
Exons: 1
Coding region: 1-735 (244 amino acids)
Biological process (GO): attachment of spindle microtubules to kinetochore
Cellular component (GO): spindle microtubule; DASH complex
Source: RefSeq, a predicted model, not a curated record
AUGGCCUCUCUCCUCUCCUCCCACCUCGAGCAAAUCUCUCUAUGCGCCACUUCCAUCUCCGAGCUUCCCUUUCCUGGACCUAAGAGAUUCACGAACGCCCUGCUCGGCCAGCAUGAUAUCACUGCUCUCAUUCGAGACACCGAGACUCAUGAGCGGGCACUCUUUCAUCUUGCGCCGCCUCCAUUGCCUAGCAAAUCUGCCGCCCAGGACUUUGUCGGCACAUCAGUCAGCGAGCCAGCGCCCACCAAGACGCCACGGAGAGCCACAGUAUAUGGCCAUCGACAACCCAAAAACAAAGCUGUCGCAGCAGUCCUGGGUGGCGACCUGUAUCAGCGUACGCGGAAGGAAGGCGCGGCCGUGAGACAAAAGGGCGACGUUGAUGUUGAGGUAUUGCUGGAAGGUGCAGAACGACUGCUGGCUGUGUACCCAGUUUCUGGAGCGGCGGAUAGGAUCUCACAACUUCGACGACGACAUCAGCAACUCGCUGCGAACAUCAGCCACUAUGAAGCCCAUGUCAACAAGCAAAGUGCGCAACUGUCGAGGAUGAACCGGUCGACGUAUAGUGAGGAUGAGGAUGAUCUCGGCGAUGAUGAGCCUACGAUCAGCAUCGCGACCAUGACCAAGGAGGACCUGGAGAAGGAAGAAGCCGAGAUCCAGGAGCUGGAGCGGAAGAAGAAAGCUCUCGAAGAUCGCGUUAGUGGGAUGGAGAGGGAUCUUGGAGGACUGAUGCGAUGA